UGUGGUGGUGUUUUUUCCUCUUUCUCUUUAGGUUCACCAUGUGCCACUAUGAAGUGGGCUACAUGCGACGGACCCCCAUGUUCAUGUUAUCUUCUGGUUGGUAAUGGUGUUAAACAGCUCAUAGACUGCAAAGCAUUGAUCCCCAAGUGCUUCUUGAUGAAAGCUGAAAUGUACAGAGCUGGAAAGGGUCUGAACAUUCGCAGUAUUGGAAGAAAGCAACAUGAGACUGCCAUUGUGGACAACGAUGGCAUCUAUGACCCUGAAUGUGAGAAUGACGGCAAAUUCAAGGCCAAGCAGUGCAACGGCACAGAUGUGUGCUGGUGUGUCAACAGCGCUGGAGUUCGUCGGACUGACAAGGGAGACCAGAGCCUCAAGUGUGAGAAGCUGGUGGAGACCCAUUGGAUCCGUCUUCAGCUGACACACAAGGAGGGGCCCACCAACGUGAAUAAAGACAAUUUGAAGGCUGCUAUUGCAACUGAACUUAACAAGCGUUACAAACUUGACCCCAGCCUGGUGAAGGACGUUCAGUAUGACCCAGACGCUCGCAUGAUUGUGGUUGAUGUGAAUAAGGAGAAAGGAGAUCGCACAUAUGACCUGACCAAAAUGGCCUACUACAUGGAGAAAGACGUGAAGGUGCUGCCACUGUUUCAUGACCAGAAAAACUUUACCGCUUCUGUGGAUGGGAAGACUCUGAUGAUGGAGAAGAUCAUCGUGUACUAUGUGGAC
This is a messenger RNA of Neolamprologus brichardi, 726 nucleotides long. Lineage: Eukaryota; Metazoa; Chordata; Actinopteri; Cichliformes; Cichlidae. The record is from RefSeq and is a predicted model, not a curated record.